AUGCUUCGUCUGCACAAUUUCAUUCGUCCAGCAUUUCGCUCCCGUAGAUGGGCUCAUAAUAUCCCUACGUUUUCUCACCUGAACUCCGUCAACGAGGAGGAUAUCGCACACUUCUCCAGUAUACUCGCACCCACGUCUAUACUAUCAACUUUGUCAUCAGUCUCCACCCCCGCAGAUGAUAUUGCACCCUACAAUGUCGACUGGAUGGGAAAAUACCAUGGUCAAGCCAACUCCGUGCUCAGACCCCGCACGACACAACAAGUUAGCGAAAUUGUCAAGUAUUGUGCUCAGCGUAAAAUUGGAAUCGUCCCCCAAGGCGGUAAUACUGGCCUAGUCGGUGGUGGUAUCUCUUUGCAGAAAGAAAUUGUUCUCAGCUUAGGCGCAAUGAACAAUGUUCGGUCUUUCGACCCUGUCUCUGGUGUUCUCGUCGCCGAUGCUGGGUGCAUUCUCCAGUCCCUGAGUGAAUAUAUUGCCCCUCACAAUCACAUCAUGCCCCUUGAUCUCGGUGCAAAGGGAAGUUGUCAAAUCGGUGGUAAUAUUUCCACAAACGCAGGUGGUCUCCGACUCCUACGUUACGGAUCUCUGCAUGGUACCGUCCUAGGAUUGGAAGUAGUUCUACCAGACGGUACAAUUCUGGACCAGCUAUCAACCCUGCGAAAGGAUAACACCGGCUAUGACCUUAAGCAACUCUUCAUUGGUGGAGAGGGUACACUCGGUAUCGUUACCGGGGUCUCCAUCCUCACACCUCCUGCACCCCAGGCCACCAACAACAUAUUUUUGGCAUUACCCCGCUUCGACAAUGUUUUACCACUCUUCCAAACUGUGAAACGCCAACUUGGAGAAAUCAUGUCUGCUUUCGAGUACAUCGACCGCACCGCUUACGACAUGGGUUUGCAACACGGUCUUGGCCCUUUGCUCAGCGCAGAUGAAGUUGGCGACUCGCAAUGUUUUGUACUGGUCGAAACCAGCGGUGGGAACCAGGAUCACGAUUUAGAGAAACUUAACAAUCUUCUGGAGAGCUUGCUGACCGCCGAUGAACCGUUGAUUAACACCGGUGUUCUUUCCCAGUCACCCACUCAAUUCAACUCGAUAUGGGCUCUGCGUGAAGGCUUGACUGAAUGUGUUCAGAAAGAAGGCAAACCAUACAAAUAUGACGUUUCUGUCCCCCUUGCAGACUUCCAAAAUGUCGUCGAUGCUGUUCGGGAACGCAUGAUUUCGAAAGGGCUCUACGGAGAUCACGCAAUUUCCAAGGUCAUGGGAUACGGCCACGUUGGCGACGGAAACCUGCAUCUUAAUGUGAUCGCCAAGCAUGGAUACCGCCCAGAGCUUGAGGCAGCUCUGGAGCCUUUCAUCUAUGAAAUUGUCGCUGAACGCAAGGGCUCGGUGUCCGCAGAGCAUGGCAUUGGAUCGAUGAAGAGGGAUGCGCUGCAUUACUCUAAGAGUGAAAUCAGUAUUGAGUGGAUGAGGAAGGUCAAGCAGGUUUUUGAUCCUUUGAAUAUCAUGAACCCCGGGAAGGUUCUCCCAUAG
Suillus fuscotomentosus is the source of this 1527-nucleotide messenger RNA. RefSeq lists its product as uncharacterized. The coding region runs from base 1 to 1527 and encodes 508 amino acids. The record is from RefSeq and is a predicted model, not a curated record. Gene Ontology annotation, cellular component: mitochondrion. NCBI's taxonomy places the organism in Eukaryota, Fungi, Basidiomycota, Agaricomycetes, Boletales, Suillaceae. Gene Ontology annotation, molecular function: FAD binding; catalytic activity. The transcript has 7 exons.